AUGGAACAAGUGGUCGCGCUCGUUUACAACAACGGCCCGGAACAGCAGCAGCAGCAGCAACAGCAACAGUCGCCGAGUCCCGUUGUUCCGCCGCCGCAGCAGCAACAGCAGCCGAGGACGGCGGAAGACGAAGACGGCGAGGACCGCAGCGGCGCCGCGUUCUUCUGUAAUACCGAGUACAGUUUUAUCCAUUACAACUAUCAAACAAAUAGUUAUGUGCAAUAUGACGUCAAACCACAAAAUGAUAUUACAUUACAAGAAGGGUUUCAGGACGAUUUAUCUCAAAGUUCAUUCAGCAACGACACUCCGCCGGACCAGUCGGAUACUAAAAGACAUUAUUGUGAAUUCACUGGGUGCAAAAGAACGUACAGCACCGUGGGAAAUCUCCGUACUCAUAUGAAGACACAUAAAGGUGAAUACCGGUUCAAGUGUAACAUAAUUGACUGCGGUAAACCGUUUUUGACGUCAUAUAGUUUGAAGAUCCAUGAACGUGUGCAUACAAAACAAAAACCAUUUGUUUGCACCAAGGAGGAAUGUCAAAAAGCCUUUAACACCGUUUACAGGCUACGAGCUCAUCAACGCUUGCACACUGGUGACACUUUCGACUGUAUACAAGCAGGCUGCGGCAAGUGUUUUACAACUUUUAGUGAUCUAAAAAAGCAUUAUAGAACGCACACCCAAGAACGACCGUACAAAUGCGCAGAAGAAGGAUGUGGUCGAGCGUUUACGGCGAGCCAUCAUCUGAAAACGCACAAGCGGACACAUUCAGCCGACAAACUGUACACGUGUGACCGACCGAAUUGCAACAAGUCGUUCCCGGGAAAGGCCAGUCUUAAAACACAUCAGCGGAGUCAUGAUAUUUGGGACGAGUCCGAGACCCUGUCAGAUUUCGCCGAUGACUUGCUACAGCAUUUCGACAGCGAAACCAACAGCACAACUUCCGAAUUCUUAAAAUACCAAAGCCAACUAGUCAUACCGCUGUCGAAGGCCAACAUCGAAGCCUUAAAGCGAUGCGAAACGGCCGAAGUGGAGGUGGAUGCAUACCUUUCAGGCAUCGCGAUACGGACAUUCACGGGGGCGGGCCCGGAUUCAAGCACGGCUACCGUGCAAAAGAUGAUCCUGGCCGAGCCGGACGACGACAUGCCGGUCAAGCUGUCGGUUGAGUGCAACGUUGACGUGCAGAAAGUCGGCCAGGACGCCAACGGCACGAUCAGCUUGUGCGUGAUGGACAACGGCGAGUUGAUGUCCAGCCUGCUGAUGAUGCCGGUGAUCAACGGCGCCAGUUAUGAGACGGUGACGGAGGACGACUCGAGCCAGCCGCCGCCUAUGUCGAUAGCCACAGAGACGGUGCAGGAACUGCAGUUCGUCGACGAGCCCGUCCGGCAGACAGUGACGGCCGUCGAGCAGUCGGACGCCGAGUCGGCGGGGGCGGCAGCCGUGGAACUCAUACCGUUCGACGACAUCCUGGUGUCCAAACCGGACACGGAUUUCGCGGUGUGCGAACCGCACCACGUGGUCACCACCGACGAACCGCUGCAAGUGGCAGAAGAGUUCAGCGUCGAAGAGCUCAUACUCAGCCUGGCCGACGACGGAGAUCACUGUCUCGACAGUUCGGUCGCUUCGCUCAUGGUGAGCCCGCAGCUGGAAGUGUUCGAACCCACAUUUCCUGUACCGGCUCCCAGCCUCCCGCUUCAACAGCAGGUGAUAGAACCAACUUUUUCGCCGGACGGUAACUGUACCAGUUCCGCAGACGACGCUGCCGCCGCCGCCGCGACAGUCGCCGGUCACCCGACCGCGUCUUGUUCGCUGACCGUGGCCUGCAACACCCGCAAACAGCUCAGGAAGGUGCUCGAACACAGGCGGCCCGCGAGCAUAUCGCACUGA
Macrosiphum euphorbiae (potato aphid) is the source of this 1884-nucleotide messenger RNA. Lineage: Eukaryota; Metazoa; Arthropoda; Insecta; Hemiptera; Aphididae. The record is from the annotation of a GenBank genome assembly.